AUGAAUGGGAUCCAAGUUGAUAUGAAUAGGCUGAAGAAGGGAGAAGUCAGUUUAGGGACGUCCAUUAUGGCAGUUACUUUCAAAGAUGGCGUUAUAUUAGGUGCUGAUUCGCGCACUACUACCGGUGCAUAUAUUGCUAACCGUGUUACGGAUAAAUUGACUAAAGUCCAUGAUAAGAUUUGGUGUUGUAGGUCAGGAUCUGCUGCUGAUACACAAGCUGUGGCUGAUAUUGUGCAAUAUCAUUUAGAUAUAUAUUCUACACAAUUUGGAACCCCCUCCACUAAGACAGCUGCCUCAGUCUUUAAGACACUAUGUUAUGAAAAUAAGGAUAAUUUGACAGCAGGUAUCAUCGUAGCAGGGUUCGAUGAUGCGACUAAUAAAGGGGAAGUAUAUAGUGUCCCGCUAGGUGGGUCAAUUCAUAAACAAAAAUAUGCAAUUGCAGGGUCUGGUUCGACGUUUAUAUAUGGUUAUUGUGACAAGAAUUUCAAAGAUGACAUGACAAAAGACGAAACUGUACAUUUUAUUAAACAUUCUCUUUCACAAGCUAUUAAAUGGGAUGGCUCUUCUGGUGGUGUUAUUAGAAUGGUUGUUUUGACGUCAGAGGGUGUAGAAAGAUUGAUAUUCUACCCAGAUGAGUAUGAGAACUUAUAA
Molecule: messenger RNA, 651 nt
Organism: Naumovozyma dairenensis CBS 421
Lineage: Eukaryota; Fungi; Ascomycota; Saccharomycetes; Saccharomycetales; Saccharomycetaceae
Gene: PRE3
Product: proteasome core particle subunit beta 1
Exons: 1
Coding region: 1-651 (216 amino acids)
Cellular component (GO): proteasome core complex
Molecular function (GO): threonine-type endopeptidase activity
Source: RefSeq, a predicted model, not a curated record